Messenger RNA from Camponotus floridanus (Florida carpenter ant), 1000 nucleotides. RefSeq names its product dynein regulatory complex protein 10-like. The record is from RefSeq and is a predicted model, not a curated record. The transcript is spliced from 7 exons. NCBI's taxonomy places the organism in Eukaryota, Metazoa, Arthropoda, Insecta, Hymenoptera, Formicidae. The coding region runs from base 1 to 867 and encodes 288 amino acids. Gene Ontology annotation, molecular function: protein binding.
AUGAACGAAGAAGAUGUCACGAUUUCGAUUAUUCGAAUGGAGAAACUUUUGGCCGGAAUUUCUAGUAAGCUAAAGGAAUUGAUGGAAAAACGUGAUAUUGAAACUUCGCCGUUACUUCAAGAAAUCAUUGAUCUCAUUGAGCUUUUCAAAAAGUUUGUCAAAUCUCGGAUGAAAAGGACUUCUGAAGCAGAACGUAUGCAUGUUAUCAAUAUGCACGAGUGCCGAACAAAAAUACCGGAAAACUUGUCGGAACUUGAAGUUUUGCAGAAAAUAUUUGACGAACAAAACUCGAAUUUCGAAAUUUUUCUAAAAGAUAUUGUUGUUUGCGUAAAUGAUGAGGAAGAAAUAAUAAAAAACAUUCGACAAACAUCAGAAGUAGAAAUACCAAGAGAAAUAGAAGAAUCAAUGCGACAAAUGGUAAUUGUAGGAGAACAAGAAGAAACGCGAAGAAAGUCAUUGGAAUCUGAAAUAGAUUCGGCAAAACGCAGAUUAUAUGAUAUAAUGGAAUUUAAUGUGGUAGCCGAAAAGAAACUUUUCGACAUAUGUGCUGAAGUCGAGCAGAAAUACGUAGAUCUCCUUGCUAAAUAUGAUCGUGAUAUUGGCGCAUUUCACGCUUUGACAGAGAAAUUAUCCAAGGACAAGGAAGAUAUUAAAGCAGAAACGAAUCAUAUGGAAGAUCAAUUGAAAGUACAACGAAUAUUAUACAUUCGAUUCAAAAAACAACGAGAAAUCGCGCUGAUGAUAGCCUUUACAAAGAAACUAGACUUCUUUAGGCAAAAUCGUGCCGCCAAAGUUAUUCAAAGAGCAUGGAGGGCAUAUUACGAGCGUAUCUCUUUAAGAAAACGAAGAAAAACGAGGAAAAAAUAAUCGACUUCAUUAAUCUGCUUUAUAUAUCUUGCUUUCGCGAUAAGAAACGAGUAUGGUGCGGAAAAUAAUAUUUUUUUCAUAUUAAAUGCACAAUCUAGUAUAAAAAUUGGACGAAAGGAAAAAAUCAACGUUU